This is a messenger RNA of Nezara viridula (southern green stink bug), 5446 nucleotides long. NCBI's taxonomy places the organism in Eukaryota, Metazoa, Arthropoda, Insecta, Hemiptera, Pentatomidae. The record is from the annotation of a GenBank genome assembly.
CAUACUUAGCGAUUUGUCAGAAUUUUGGCCUCCAUCUGAUUCUGAAGAAUCCUCAUUCACAACUCCGUUAGAAGACUGUUGGCGUGUUCUUCUCUUCCCCAUUCUUCAACACACUGUCACAAUAUUAAUCUGAAUUUAGGCAGAAGGUAUUUUUGGAAAAAAUGCAUUAUUUUUCCAAAUAAAAACAAAAUUGGGGUCAAAUGACACUUUUUUUUGUAAUAAAGAGAAAGUUCAAUAACGUCGAACAAAAUAAAGACUUCAGUACAUUAUCACUAUUAUAGUUACAUUGUACGAUUUCUUAAAUGAAUAACGUAAAAAUAAACGUUGACCACAGAAUUCAUGACAACUUAAGAACCUCGCAGACGAUUCUUCGAUAUAACACACGUGUUCCUGACAUGCUCCUACUUAGCCAAGUCGAGGUAAACACAGCAUCUCAAAAAUGAGGGUGCUGUAUUAUUUCAAAAGUAAUAACAACAACAAAAAAACUGCAGAAACUUAAACUUAAAUAGGAAACAAUAAAUGGACUAACAGACACUGAAAAUCAUUCAAAAUAUUAACUGACACAAGUACACACGGGAAGACCAUAAGCAGGUUAUUGAAUUAAUAACACACGAACCACUGAAGCAAAAGAUAAAGGGAUAAAGACGAAGUAGACCCUAGACAAAAUAAAUCUUCAAGUAGACUUACACGUCUUCCCCUGUUUCUUUAACAACCUGUGGAUUUGCUGUCAGGCAGAUUCUCCACGUAGUAGGGGAGCCCACUACCUACUUCAAUGGAUUGCUUGAUGGAGUGGGUAGAAUCCUUAAUUCAUACGCUCAACAGCCACUCAAAAUGGUACAUUGCAAGUGCGAUUACAUCUUGCUACAUGUUGUAUUAUCUGUUCGAAGUAGUGAAGAAACCCAUCUUAGCCACAAAGCCAAAAGGAAAAUUUUCAGAGCUCAUUGAAAAAAAUAUGCCAAUUUUAAAAGAAAAUUUUUGGCCAACAUUGUGGUGUAUAGAACCAAGAGCUCAAACUAUCAUUCCUUUAUUUGUGCGAAAAAGAUCCAUUCCAGUAGUACCAUAUAAGAGAGAAAUCUUGACUUUGAAAGAUGGAGGAGAACUUUGCUUAGAUAUUCUAGAACCAAAAGAAGGCUUACCAUCCAAUGCUCCAACAAUUAUUGCUAUCCCAGGUAUAACAGGCAGUAGUCGUACUGAUUACUCAAGGGGAUUAGCUUGGACGGCACAAAGUCUUGGAAUUAGAUUUAUUGCUUUUAAUCAAAGAGGGUCAGGAAUUCCCCUUAAGACUGCUCGUACGUAUUGCGCUUGUAACUACGAAGAUUUUAUGGAAGUUCUUGAUCAUGUUAAAACGAAAUAUGAAGGUUCAUUGUUGGGCGCUGUUGGCAUUUCUAUGGGUGGGUUGAUUCUUGGUAACUACCUUUCAUCACCUGAGGGAGCGAAAACACCGAUCUCCUGUGCAAUGUUAAUAUCUGUGCCAUGGAAUGUCCACAUUGGUAUGAAAAGUUUGGAGACACCGCCCCUGAAUACGGUUUUCAACAGGCGGAUAGCCACCAGACUCUGUGGCAUCAUAAAAAAAAUGGACCCCCCUCUCCGUCCUGACAAUUAUGAUGAUAUCCUUAAGUGCGAAACUAUUAGAGAUUUGGAUAAUAACUACACAGCAAGGGCGUUCGGAUAUAAGGAUGCCAAUGAUUACUACGAUCAUGCUACCAUCCACGACAAAAUACACAAAGUUACUUUACCUGUGCUUUGUCUAAAUUCUGCUGAUGAUCCAUUCCAACCAGUUGAAGGUAUUCCACUUGAUGUAGCUAACAAAAUGGAUAAUAUUUGUAUUGCGGUGACAUCAAGAGGUGGACACAUCGGCUUCAUGGAAGGAAUUUGUCCCACAAACAAAGAACAAUAUAUGUUCAGGAUAUUUUAUAAAUAUUUUAAAACUAUGCUUCUUGAAGAUGGAGUUAACAACUUUAAGAAGGAAGAUGAUGUUUCGAUAUAAGAAAUGAACUAUUUUUUUUAUUCUAUUUUUUUUUUCUCCCUCUAACAACAAAAUAAGAAAUUAUCUUUAAGUGGAGUGUGAUCUAUCUUUCAGAAGAUCAGUCUUAGUUUAAACCUUUUUUUUGUUAGGUUUAUGUAAAAUUUAGCUUUCUUGAUAAAUUGAUAAAGGUUUGGAUUGUUUCAGAAUCGACUAUAUUCUCUUAUUUUCUAUUUCUCAGUAUUAAAUUCCAUUUCUGUUGAAUUAUCAUUGUUGCUCGAUCCAUUCUUGAUACAUACAGCAUCACAUUGUCUUUGUUUGUUUUUCAUAGAUAAAUUAACACAAUGCUCAAUUGUUUCAUUUUCGAAUUUGGCUCUUUCUGUGUUCCAAAUAUAAAAUAUCGCUAUAGAAAUCCAUUUUUCUCGAGAAAAAGCUGUAUAAAUUAUAAAAUUUACCUAAACCUGACAAAGAUCAUAUUGAAACAUUAAUGGGUCUCAUCAUUGGCCACCGUCUGUUUAAAUAUAGUUUAAAAAACAUUAAGUUAAACCUUGGCUACUAAAGACCUUAGCAUUGCUGAAGGUAUAAUAGUACAAAUCUAAAAGGAUCUAAUGCUCUAACCCCAAGGAAGUUAUUCUAUUAAAACAAAUAUAUCCAUAAUCGUGGAUUGAUGGUUGACUGUAGUGAAUAAUUGAAGAAAAGAUUGGUUGGGAUGUUCAGUAAAAAUAAGUAAAUUGUAUUUAUUUUUAUAUUUAUAUUCAUAAAUACAAUUUAUUUAUUUUUACAUUUUUUUACUAAACACCUCAACCAAUCUUCUCUUCAAAAAAAUAUAUCAUAUGUUAAGAUAAUACCAUUUAGGUAUUAACCCAAAAGUAAAAUUUGACUAACCAGAGCUACUAUUAAAAUAUUGAUGUGUUGGUUCUGAAAUCAGAGUUCGAAAAAAGAAUGCAAAAACAAGGAAGUUAAAGAAAAAGAUUUUUUCAUAUUAAUAUACAUGUUAAGAUAAAUAAAUUAUGAUAAGGAGCUAAAAGAUAUUGUUAAAAAUGGGCUCAUCUUAUUAUUGAAGACUCUGGUAUUGCGUAACAGUCCCUGAUUAUAAUUUUAUUUGAAAAAAUAUAAGAGAGCAGGAUAUAUUAGUGAGUGUACGCCUAUUCUCUGUAGCUCAGGUUUGAAUGUGGCUAUUUAUUUAUGCAUUUGCAGCAGGCAAUUAUUUAUUCUAUUACAAUGACCUUGGGGUCGCAAGACCUGUCUUGGGCACUCUGCCUCUUUGCGGUCCCUUAAUUGGCAGAAAAACAUGUCGGUUAAGCGUGAUUAUGAUUAGUCAAAUCACCUUCCAAAACUUAAGAAAGUAAUAUCAUGUUAAAAUUUUCGAAUCUAUCGGCGCGUUAGAAUCCAAUAUGGCGGGUUGACAUUUAUUUUAUGGCGGAUCCACGGGAUGAAUCUCUACCUUCUCACUCUGGUUUGAAUAGGUUUGAUUGUACCUUCAGAGCAGGUGUUUUCAAACUUUUUUGCCCGCAGGACAUGACUGGUGAUGAUAAAAAGAUCUUGUUCUAUAAACGACAUCUCAGUUGUUAAAUUAGCUUUCUAAGAGAAAUAUGACAUGUAAUAAAUGUUAUAGUUACCUCUUGUGUGAGUAAAAUUUGUUGAAUUUACAUUUUUUAAACAGUUUUACCGGGUAACCAAAGAAACUGGCGAAUCGGACUGGAAGUGCUUGCAGGCUAUAGUUUAGAGACUCCUGAAAUUGUAAGGGGGGAGGGUAAUGGGGGAAAAAAAAAACCAAGACAUUUUGACUGUCAGCCGCAUGGAUUAUAUGGUAUUUUUGUUCCAGAAUGGAAAAACUAUAUUAUAAAUUAUAUUGUAGACAGUUGCUUGAUCUUCAAAACUUGUGUUGAAACCAGACUUGAUAUUUCGCUUCUUUGUCUCAGCAAUGUAAAUAAUAUUUUUGGACAAAAUGAUGAUGGGUGUUUCUGAAUCUCCUUUUUCUAAUCCACACGAUAAACUAACUGUAUCUACAAUCUUUAUAGAAAUAGUAUAACUACUGAUAUGACAAAGUUUUUACUGAAAGAAUCGGUUUACUUUUCAUUGGUAAUCCAACCAUACUUUUUUUUAUCUGCUUACUUUUCUUGACAGCCUUCUGAACAUUCUGUCAAAAAUCUAUGGAUGAGAAUAUAAAAAUAAAAAGUUGUUAAUUAUCUAAAUCGUGGACUAAUGAUCGCAAGGUACCAGCUUCUGCCUCAAUCCAGUAUUUUAUGAAGAGAAUCAGAGUUCCAUUGGCUUUUCAACAAGCCACACAAGUAAUAAUUGUUUUAUAUUAUAGGUAAUAACUAUUGACCGGGCUACUUUACAUAUGGUGUCAUAACCUUGGACCACCUCAUUAUUCCUCAAGUACCAGUGGUAGUGUAUAGUAAGUGCACUCAAAAUGAGUUUCCUUCCUUUUUUGGUUGAAAGUCCAAUAUAAAAAUAUAUUUGUUUUAUCUUUGAAGGGUGUAUCAAGAAGGGUCUAUAAUUAUAGUAUUAGAAUAAUUAGAAAUAUUAAAUAAAAGUGAUCGGGUUUCCAUGGGAACUGGUGCAAAAAACCUAAAAGAACAUGGGAAAUAUAUAAAGUAAUUCAAUAACAUAUUUAAAUAAAUUAAAUGAAAGGAAAAUACCUUAUUAUUCUGGGACUAGGGUCCCUUUAGAACAAAUUAAAAAUAAAGAUAUUAGUUUCCAUAGUUAAAAAUAUAGGUAAUAAAGAGAAAUUAAUAAAAAUAAAAUAAAUAAAUAGUAUCUGGAGAGUCUUGCAUACAUUUCAUGAUCAAGUUGAUUGGGUGCUUAAAGAGAAGAGAUUUGAAUAUCAGGAGGGAUAUAAUUACAGAGGGAGAUGUUUUGAAUUACAAAGGAUUUCUCAAAUAAAGCAGUUGGAGGAGGAGGAUAGAGGUUGGACUUGGGGAUUGAAUGGAGGAUUUAAAUUAUAAUCUCUGUAGAAUAUAGGAGGGUCACUGAGACCUAAUAACCUGGCACAGGAAGGUAGUAAGGAAGUACUGAUGGCAGUGGGACAGAUAGAGCCAAUUCAACUGGGUGUAAUAUGCCUAUCUCAAGAUUCUGAAAACAAAACGUAUUGAGCAAUUCAUCAGGCGUUUAAGUUUGGUUUCGAAUUCUUCUGAAAGUCCACUGUACACCAUACAGGCAUAGUCAAAGAAAACGAGAGAGAAAACUAGGAGUUGAGGGGAUUAUAUGGAAGGAGGUAGCGAAGAUGGUUGAACUGUUUUAGGGUAGAGAUAGUGUGGCUUCCAGGAAAGGGUUUCAUUUAAGAUAACAUCAAAAUUUUUAAUGGUAGUGUGCAAGGAGAUAGGUAAGUUGUCCAGUAGAAGAUUGGAAGGUACGCUAAUGGAUUUGAUGAGUGAGGGGGAUCAGAUCAGGAUUGCUUUGGUCUUAUCAGCAUUUAUAGAGUUGCCCAAGCGCAUAUCCUAUUGAUAUCUUCCUGCAUUGCGAUUGGAUACAUUCGAG